GAGAGAAUGCGUUUUCAAGAGUACCACUAAUGAAUGGUCUGAUUGGUCCUAACCCCCAUCUCCCUCACACGGCUUUGACUCCUGGAGGUGGACUGGGCACUUUCUCUCCUAUAACACAGCAACCAUACACUGAUACCAGGGAUAAGAAUCCAGCAUUCAAUCCGAUGGUAGGUGAUCCAAACAGUUCAUGGGCACCAUCAGCUCCACCACUGGAAGGUGAAGGGGAUACAAUGUCCAAUGCUCAAAGAAGCACCCUCAAGUGGGAAAAAGAAGAAGCACUGGGUGAAAUGGCAACAGUGGCACCUGUUCUCUACACAAAUAUCAACUUCCCUAACCUAAAGGAAGAAUUCCCAGACUGGGCUACAAGAGUGAAGCAGAUUGCCAAGCUGUGGAGAAAAGCAAGCUCACAGGAAAGGGCUCCUUAUGUG
Tinamus guttatus (white-throated tinamou) is the source of this 428-nucleotide messenger RNA. Lineage: Eukaryota; Metazoa; Chordata; Aves; Tinamiformes; Tinamidae. The record is from RefSeq and is a predicted model, not a curated record.